GUACGCAGCCCUUACAAGCUGCAGUUUGAUUGGCCAAAUGAACAAUAUCCGCACCUCGACACAAAGAACGAGAAGAAUAGAGACGAAAGGACUCCUUUGUAGAGCAAAGAUAAUAGGAGACAAAGCAGCCGCGUACUUACUCAUUCGAGGGCACACGGGGGGCGAAACUGAAGACGGUUGCGUAGGUGGGAGGAUCUUUGAGUUUAACUCUAUAACAGUCUAAUAUACUUCCCCGGGAUCUAAGGAGCCGCGUGGGAACGAGGCGCAAGGAAAACUAGAGUAAAAACAAAAAGAUGGGAGAUCAAAUAAAAGAGAAGUUUGAUAAUCCUGUUGUAAAUACCACAUUUUUUGCUAUUUUAUUUUUUUUUUCAGUCGUCCGCAAUUUAAGAAUGUAAAGUAUUGAUUGUGAUCAUUAAAGGGUGCUCAGCCAUUUAUCACUUUAAUGGAAGUCUAUUGUGUGCAUGUGACGUGCAAUAACAACAACUACGUCAAUCAAAAAAUUAACAGCACUUGAACAAAAACGCUUAGGCAACUGGCGAAACGAUCUUUAGGUACGAAAUAACAAUCUUUUGAUUGAGAGAAGGGUUGUUACAUUGCAGAGAAACGAUUAACACUGUGAAAGUUCCGGGUGUGUCCAGAAAGUGUCGAUGGAAACUCGUAUUAGCCAAGAUAGCGUGCUGUGAAAUACGGAAACCAUGCAAUGUUGAUCAUCUGUGUCAUCCAGCUGUACUUUUUGUGUCUUAGAGAGACAAGCGCCUCACAAGGAGUUCUACUACACCGGGACAACUCGGAUAUUGCGUGGAGUUGGUCGAAUGCGUUUACUUUGGGCGAUGGAAUCGGGUGGAAGCGUGACGUUAGCAGUGGAAGUUACUCAGUGUGCGACCUGGCCUUCACACAGACCAACAGCACCAACAGCUGGCAAGUCUCCGAGUUCAUCCAAUCACAAGACGCCAUAGAGGUGACUAUCAAGUUCGUAUUCACCGCCCGACAGUGCCCAGGUGGUUACGCGUACUGUGUGCAAUAUUUCAACUUAUUCACCUUGGAGACUGAUGACCAAUAUGAGAGCAUGAAUGAAAGCGUCAUCAGGGAUGACUUCAGAUUCGUGCAGAAAGUCUUGGCCUCAUCCGUGUGGACAUCAUUGGUCACUCCCGUCAGCAACGUCAUCAAUGUUACCAUGAUAACACAACGAAAAGGCUUCUACCUCGCCUUGAAAGAUGUCGGAGCCUGUGUAGCAGUCAGCGGUAUCAGCGUGACAUAUAACUACUGCCCUAAUAGUGUCAUUAAUGGCGUGACGUAUCCAAGGACUGUCUCGUUGGCUUUGCGGGACGGUGUAACGCAAGUAGAAGGGAACUGUUCCACCAUGGCAGUACAGUACCCGUACAACAGGACACUGGUGGCGAAUUGUUCUGCGAGUGGUGAUUGGCAGGUCCUGGAGAGUGAUAGCACGUGCAUGUGUAAGGCGGGGUUUGGGCUACUUGGGGACAAGUGCAAAGCUUGCCAAAACGGAGAAUUCAAAAACAUAGUUGGCAAUAGUGGAUGUAUAACGUGCCCUGGUCAUACCCACUCCAGUGUGCUCCGUGAUGUCUGCAUCUGUGAUGCUGGGUUCUACCGAGCAUCGGUCGACUCGCCACUUGGUCCAUGUUAUGGACCGCCAUCAGAGCCAAGAAAUCUUUCCUACACUACCAUAGCAACGGGCGUUAUCAUGGUGACAUGGCUACAACCAAUAGACACCGGAAGUCGCAGUGACGUCACGUACGAUAUCAGCUGCCACAAAUGUCUGGCCGGUGCGUGCACAGAGACUUGUACAGACGUCAUACUAUGGCCGUCCAAUCAGGGUCUCUUGAACACUCACCUGAUCGCUACCCUAGGGGCUAGUGGGGAUAUAGGAGAUGUGAAGAUCACGGUUUUCGCAAAGAAUGGAGUUAGUGACUUGGCAGGCUUAGGGAAAGCUAGAAAUGGUAGCAUCGUCUUGAGUACGCUGGGUACAACGUUGUCGCCGACGGGUACCUCUACAGGGCGUGCCGCGGGGAAUGGGACAGGUACUACAGCUUGGGUACCCACCGGAGCAGGCUCAGCAGACACAAGCAGGCAAGUCGCCAUAGCAAUAGGCGUGUCAUUUACUGUAACCCUCAUCGUGUGCAUUGCUCUGGCCUCCGCACUGAUUUGGUACUUGAGGAAUAAAUGGCGCCCAAAAGUGAUAAACCUUGCCCACCUCAGCAGCGAGCGUACAGGUCAUAAUGGGGAAGAUACCUUCCACGACAACUCCUCCACCGAGACAGACUUGACUGAUAGUUUCAAAAUCUGGCAGAAUGCUCAAAACAACCUGUCGCCCAAGAUCAACGCCAUGCGUAUGUACCGGAGAAACUCAACGGAGCCUCUGACAGUAAACAAGGAUGGGGAAAGAGAAUCGCGUGAAGCCUGGACUCCAUUACAGGGAAAGAAAACCGGUUUUACUGGAUUGUUUACAAAUAAUAGACUUGGCUCUUCAGUAACGGUGAAGAGCUGGUUCCCUGAGCCCCAAGUUCAGUACGAUGUUUGAUGGGAUAUGAACAUAGAGAACUUUAUAUUCGUGAGUCCCGAAAGCUUCUUAGCUCUUUUAAAAAUCUUUUUUAUAGAGAUGUUAAGACAACAAGAAAGGCUACUGCGAGGAAUCAUCCAGUGUUCGUUAUUCGUCUCGGAGCUACUCAGACCACAAAACGCGAAACAAGAAGAGAAGAACUGUGUGUUGUCAUAAUUAUGUAUAUUUAGGUCUUGUACAAAAAGUCACGCUCGAACUGUAAAUGUUACAAAAAGGAAUUAUCAAUAGUCAUUAGUACCUAGUCAUGAAAUCAGCGCGAGAGGAAUUAAUAAUGAAAUGUAGAAAUACAACGACAA
Molecule: messenger RNA, 2874 nt
Organism: Nematostella vectensis (starlet sea anemone)
Lineage: Eukaryota; Metazoa; Cnidaria; Anthozoa; Actiniaria; Edwardsiidae
Product: ephrin type-A receptor 5
Exons: 6
Coding region: 701-2539 (612 amino acids)
Biological process (GO): axon guidance
Cellular component (GO): neuron projection
Molecular function (GO): transmembrane-ephrin receptor activity; protein binding
Source: RefSeq, a predicted model, not a curated record